Molecule: messenger RNA, 1474 nt
Organism: Drosophila takahashii
Lineage: Eukaryota; Metazoa; Arthropoda; Insecta; Diptera; Drosophilidae
Gene: Irk3
Product: Inwardly rectifying potassium channel 3
Biological process (GO): regulation of monoatomic ion transmembrane transport; potassium ion import across plasma membrane
Cellular component (GO): plasma membrane
Molecular function (GO): inward rectifier potassium channel activity
Source: RefSeq, a predicted model, not a curated record
CACUGCAGCCUAAUUCAAUUAAAAUUAAAACGCAGAUCUACGCGACGGAGUGAAAUUGCCCCAAAUUCCCGACAAUUAUAGGCCACGCUCGUCAGUAAUCCCGCAGCUGCGUAGAAUCUCGGAAUAGAAUAUCAGAAUUUUGGUCAUGCAAUCGGAAGCAAUUCCCCUGGGAGCUGCUGGCACGGAAUCCCUACCCAUGCACCGAUCUACAUCUAUGCCCGUGAAACCCAAGCCUCUGGAGCAGAAGCCCCUGUUGCGAUCCUCCGAAAAGGAGACGGUCAAUGCGGCGGACUACUAUCCAGAAAGUCCAGGUUUCGUGCGGCGCAGAAAGUCGAAAGCCACCGGGGAACAGCUGGAAACACGCAGCGAACAGAACUUCCCAUAUACACACGACUGGGCCGGCAGUACAAUAGAGCUAACACCAGAUGUUGGCUCCGGCCAAGGAACCUCCUCCUCGGAUGGACUGAGACGCAGCCUACACCGGGUAAUGGAGAAGAACGGCAAGGAGAACGUGGUGUUCCGGCGAAUCCCAGAGAAGUCCUGGCGCUAUAUGCGGGAUCUAGUCACCACACUGAUGGAACUGGAGUGGAAAUAUAUGCUGACUUUGUUCUUUGGAAGUUACUUCUUCAGCUGGCUGCUCUUCGCCGCCCUCUGCUACGUGGUGGCCUACUCCCACGGAGACUUCAUCUUUGAUCCUGUGACUGGAGCACGGAUGGGCGAGGGCGAGGAUCCUUGCAUUUACGGAGUGGGUAACUGGGUGGCCAUGAUCAUAUACUCGGUGGAAACGCAGACAACUCUUGGAUUCGGCGAAAAGUACGCCAGUGAAGAGUGUCCGGAGACGAUAUUCCUGUUCGUCAUGCAGAUGAUGAGUGCGGCCUUAAUUGAGGGCAUAAUGAUCAGCGUGAUCUAUGCCAAAACGGCUCGUCCGGCCCGUCAGCUUACCAAGCUCAAGUUCAGCGAUAAGGCGGUGAUCUGUUAUCGCGACGGACGUCUGUGUUUGCUCUUCCGCGUGUGCGAUCCCCGCGAGCAGCAGUCCAUUGAGUCCAAAAUACGCGUCUACAUUAUCGUGGACAAACGCACGCGCGAGGGUGAGAUUAUAAAAACUCACGUGGAGCUGAAGCUGGAGGGAAAUGGAGAACAGAUAAUUCUGUGGCCCGAUGUGGUGUGUCAUGUCAUCGAUGAGACAAGCCCGCUGUACCAGUUCACCACGGCGAAACUCUUCAAUGCUGCCCAAUUCGAGCUGUAUGUGUCCAUUGUUGGAACUUCCCCUGCCACCGCACAAAUGACGGAGGCCAAGACUUCCUAUCUUCCAAGGGAGAUUUUCUGGGGCCAGAGGUUCGUCAAUAUUAUCCAUUACGAUGCACAAAACGAAUGCUACAUCGUGGACUACGAGAAUUUCAACAGGACCAUUUCGGUGGACAUGCCCAUGAAGCUGUCGACCAAUGAUCAGUUAAAGCUGGAGUACAGAAAAUGA